Molecule: messenger RNA, 345 nt
Organism: Cornus florida
Lineage: Eukaryota; Viridiplantae; Streptophyta; Magnoliopsida; Cornales; Cornaceae
Product: flowering-promoting factor 1-like protein 1
Exons: 1
Coding region: 1-345 (114 amino acids)
Biological process (GO): vegetative to reproductive phase transition of meristem; regulation of flower development
Source: RefSeq, a predicted model, not a curated record
AUGUCUGGAGUUUGGAAGUUCGAUGAAAAGGGCGUGAUUCGCUUUAGUGAAAAUCCGAGAGCUGAUUCUGCUGGAAGGAAAGCUAACUCCACUCGAAGGAAGGUGUUAGUGCACUUAACCACGCGUGAGGUGGUGUCCUCAUACACCUCGCUCGAGCAAAUUCUGAGGGGAUUGGGAUGGGAGAGGUACUCCGGCAGCGCCAGCGAUCCCAACCUCCUGCAAUUCCACAAGCAAUCUUCCAUUGACCUAAUCUCUCUUCCUAGAGACUUCUCCAGGUUCAGCUCUGUUCACAUGUAUGACAUUGUUGUCAAAAACCCUAAUGUCUUCCAUGUCCGAGACAUGUGA